Messenger RNA from Aspergillus puulaauensis, 2232 nucleotides. RefSeq names its product iron-containing redox enzyme family protein. The record is from RefSeq and is a predicted model, not a curated record. The coding region runs from base 1 to 2232 and encodes 743 amino acids. The transcript has a single exon. NCBI's taxonomy places the organism in Eukaryota, Fungi, Ascomycota, Eurotiomycetes, Eurotiales, Aspergillaceae.
AUGCCUCUUGCCCUUCAAUUGGACAUUGAGGGUCGUCAGCUUGUAAUCUGCGGUGCAAUUGCUCUAGUGUGUACUAGUGCCAUUGCAUAUCUCUACUUGAGGCCUCACAAGGGCAACUAUCCCAAGCUUGACGCAUCCAAUAACGGCCUGCGUGUAAAAUUCCGCAGCCAGUUCAGGCCCAGGCCAAAUGCCGCAGAAGAUGCCAAAUUGACAGCACGGGGCGAGCUGGAAUUCUACAAGGAGCUCUUUUUCAAGCUCCAGAACUUGGAGGACUUCCCCGACACAAAGCCUCUGGGACGCCAGUCUUUUCUAAUCCUGCUUUCGCAAGCACUGGAGGACUACGUCAAGGCUCCAAGCAGCAGCAGCAGCAGUAUAUUGUCGAUCAAACGCUUCGACGAGAAGGAGCUUGCUCGAUUUCUUGACAGCCAACAGGACAAUGUCACCAGUCAAUAUCAUGAGUACAUCGGUCGCCGAAAAUCCGGGGGACCGCGCGAGUUGUUCGAAAACAAGCAGAUGGCCGGAGAUCUGCUGCGCAACAUGGCACCGCUGAAGUUGGUGGACGGGGCCUGGCUCGGCCAUUUCAACAAAAUCACCAUGCCGUUCGCGCUGAGAUCGAUAGUGAAGCAGACGUGGCAGGUGUUCACAGAGGAACUGGGAAAUGGCAAUGCGGAACAACACCAUGUGAAGAUCUUCGAGGAGCUGCUGGGGGCGUUUGAGCCGGACUUGCCCUCGCCUACAACAAAGGCGAUUCUGCACCCGCGGUACAGGCUGGGGAAUCUGAAGUACUGGAGAGCAGCAGCGGCACAGCUGCUUGUUUCGCUGUUUCCGCAUGAGUUUGUUCCGGAGAUUCUGGGGUUCAAUAUGCAUUUCGAAGCUCUCCAGCUGGAUACCAUGCAAGCGGCGAAGGAGCUGCCAGAGCUUCAUCUCAAUCCGUAUUAUUUUUUGCUUCAUGUUUCAAUCGAUAAUAGUCACUCUGGUCAUGCUGCUAUGGCUAUGACGAGUGUCGUCGACUACAUACAGCAUCUUGCUGAGACGGAGGGCGGGGUAGCAGCUGAGGUGGGCUGGAAGAGAAUCCAGGCUGGAUAUAUCUUCAGCGAGUGGUUAAUAAAAAAGGGCAACCAGCCAACCAACAUUCUCCCCGAACUCAAUGCCGAUUCGAACGUUGCGCUGGAGUCCAGAGUCCUGGCGAUAUUCCGCUCCAAGCUCCAGGCUGCCCAUAGACUGCACUGUGGCAGCCGGGUGAAGAUCGGACAUCGUCUGCUGGCCGACUGGCUGGAUCCUGAAGCGUUCUUGGUCGAUGGAUGGCAGCAAGAGUUCAUGCAAUGUCUGGGCUCUUGUAAACCAUGGAUAUACCCCGGUGACAGCCAAAGGAGCAGACUGGUGCAAGAGCUGCGAUGGGGAGGGAGGAUGUACGGCUCAUUCACCAAGAGCGAAGUCGAAACACUGGAGCUUUGGAUCAAUUCCAUGAUCCACGACCGAGUCCCUUUCUAUUACUCAUUCAUUGAACCGACGCCGCGCUCGAUAUCCAAGGAACCAGACACCGACAAGAGGGACAACAUAGUCCCCGUUAGCCACGCAAAGACCGAACCAGAAAGCCUUCCUACAACACCAUCAAUAACAACAGACCUCAAUCUAUCCUCCUUAUUACCCCUCUGGUUCACACAGUGCUGUCUCCUGGAGUCAUUCCUAUACGCCCCGGGAAGAACAACCGACGCCAUCGGCUGCGCCGUAGUCCGCUUCCUCCGCUUCCAAUCCGGCUUCGAAACAGAACACCCCAUCGUCACCGGCAAAGACGAGUACUCCGACACGGCCGAGAACGGUGGAAUCGUCGAUUUCGGGCUCGAAAUGCUGCGUCUCGUAUCAUCCGCAUCCACAUCAUCUCUCCCAAUACCCCUCGACCUACACAGCCUCCUCUCCCGGUGGCCGUGUGAGUUCGCCAUGAUGAUGCUUAAACUCGCGUCCAGCCCGAUCCAGAACUUCGGAAUCCUGCUCGGCAUGUCGAUGGCGUUUCUGGAGCUGCAGGAGAUGGUUUCCGAGUUCUCGAGUCCACGCUUGCUUUGCCCGAAAAGUAGUGAGCGGCUUGCGGCGCUGGCCAGGAAGCAGUAUCAGUGUCUGCAGGUUUGUUUGCAGCAUAUACCGGAUGGAGAUGGGCGUCAUUCGGACUACCAUCGUGGGUAUGGCAUGGCAAAGGCGGAGAUAGAUAAAUGUUUCAAGGGUACAGUGUCGGAGUAA